This is a messenger RNA of Salvia splendens (bonfire salvia), 1044 nucleotides long. RefSeq names its product transcription factor MYB63. The coding region runs from base 102 to 881 and encodes 259 amino acids. NCBI's taxonomy places the organism in Eukaryota, Viridiplantae, Streptophyta, Magnoliopsida, Lamiales, Lamiaceae. The transcript has 3 exons. The record is from RefSeq and is a predicted model, not a curated record.
AGUCCUAUAUAUAGGGAUGAAUGAAUCCACCAUGCAAGGAUAGUUUUCUCAUUUCUCUAAAAGCCUACUUUGUUUUCUUCUUCUUGUGAGAGAGAGAGAGAAUGGGUAGAGGCAGAGCCCCGUGUUGCGAUAAGACGAAGGUGAGGACCGGUCCAUGGAGCCCGGCUGAGGAUUUGAGGCUUAUGAAUUUCAUUGGGAAACACGGCCACAGUAACUGGCGCGCUCUCCCUAAACAAGCCGGUAAUCAUCCUCGUCUCCAUCCCCAUCCUCGUCCUCAUGAUCAUAUAUUCAUAAAUAUUUUACUUAGAGGUCUAUUGCGAUGUGGAAAGAGCUGCCGAUUGAGGUGGAUUAAUUACCUAAGACCUGACGUCAAACGAGGCAACUUCACACCAGAUGAAGAAAAUACAAUCAUCCAACUCCAUAAUUCUAUUGGAAACAAGUGGUCCAAGAUCGCGUCUUGUCUGCCGGGAAGAACAGACAACGAGAUAAAGAACGUGUGGAACACGCACUUAAAGAAAAGAGCCGAUAAGAAAACCGAUGAUCAGGAAAAUUCCAUCACCACCGCCGCCGCCACCACCAAACUACCUCCACUCUCCAAAGAGUCUCCAUCAUCUUCUUGUAUGUCCGAUCCGAAACAACCGGAAACGGGCGGAGGAGACGACGACCUCUGGCACGUGCUGGACUCACUGGACCCCAUACAAUUACACCCCACCAAAGAGGAUGGUGGAGGGAAUGAGCUUGUCCAAGAAGUAGAAAUUGGGAAGUGGUUGAGAAUCUUGGAGAAUGAACUUGGACUAGCUGCUCAUCAACCUGAAUCUGCAACUGAUCUUGGAAUCUACAACUCAACCUAUCUACCAAAUUUGGACAGUUUCACUUUUUAACGACAUUUCUCCUUUGUUUUGGUUGCGCCAAUUUCCAACCAACGCAAGUUCAAAUUUUAGUCUUUUUUCUAAAACUAGUUAGGUGACAUACUAUUUAGUUUCAUCAAAUUUGUAUCCAAUUCUAAUUUGAUGAUGUGAUGAUAUUGAAAUGAAAUUUAAAGUA